This is a messenger RNA of Naegleria lovaniensis, 1518 nucleotides long. RefSeq lists its product as uncharacterized. Gene Ontology annotation, cellular component: membrane. Gene Ontology annotation, molecular function: monoatomic cation transmembrane transporter activity. The record is from RefSeq and is a predicted model, not a curated record. The coding region runs from base 1 to 1518 and encodes 505 amino acids. Lineage: Eukaryota; Heterolobosea; Eutetramitea; Acrasida; Naegleriidae. The transcript has 3 exons. Gene Ontology annotation, biological process: transmembrane transport; zinc ion transport.
AUGAAAAGUUGGCUUUGGCGGAGCUUGCUUGAACACAAUCCAAAGGCUCAAGCUGCUCCGAUUCGUUCAUCAUGGUCUCUGUUUCUUCUGAAAAGAAAUAGUAAUAGUUGUAGUGCCAUGGGUACGACCACGACGAGGACUAUGAGUAUUUUCAACGACAAAUAUUCAUUGAAAAUGAAUCAUCAUGAGAGUAGUAGUCAUAAUUUAUUUUCCCAAAAGAGAUUAUUUUCAACAUGUUUGAAGCAAACAUCAGCAAGUAGUAGUGGUUCUGAAAAUAAACAUCAGAACACGAAAAAAGAGGAUUAUGAUCCACAGAAAAUAAGUAGAAAUGCUGUGGUAAAAGCAAUUGCAGGAAAUACGUUCAUUACAGCAAUCAAAUUUGCAGCAUAUAUUACAUCAGGUAGUGCCACACUCUUGGCUGAAACAUGCCACUCUCUAAUAGAUAGUCUCAAUCAAGGAUUGUUAUAUUUAGGUAUUAAGCAAUCAGCUAAAACUCCGGAUCAAAAGUAUCAGUAUGGAUAUGGACGAGCCCGUUACUUUUAUUCUCUCGUUUCAGCGUUGGGAAUUUGGUGGAUUGGUUCAUUUUCGGUCAUGUAUAAUGGUAUUCAAACACUUAUUCAUCCACCCUCCCAUCAAACACAUCCCAAAGUUACUGAUACUACUAACGGCACUGACCAUCAUCACAACGUCCUAGUUCCUACAAGUGACAUGAUUGAAAAAGAUUCAUGGAGUUACAUGAUUUUGAAUUCGUUUUUACCCGAUCAAAUGGUCACAACCAUGAUGUGUCAUUAUGGUCUAGUCACACCAAUUGUACUUUUGAUAUCAUUUAUCAUUGAUGGAGGUGUCUUGUUGAGUGUUGUUAAGGAUUUGAGAGAAGAAAAACCAAAAGACAUGGGCAUCUUUCAAUACAUGAAAUCUAUUCAAGACCCUAUGGUUUUAGCUGUAUUAUUAGAAGAUUUGGCUGCCUGUCUCGGUGUAGUGAUUGCAUUUGCAGGAAUUGGAAUGUCCAUUUAUACAGAUAAUUUAAUCUAUGACAGUGUUGCAUCAUUGGCCAUUGGAGGAUUGUUAGGACUUGUUUCACUUUCGCUCAUCCAACUCAACAGGAAUUAUCUUAUUGGACGAAGUAUUGACAGCAAAAUGGAGGCAAAAAUUCGAGACAUUUUAAUGAAGAGAGAAUCUAUUGAAGCUGUGUAUGCUAUUCAAUCGCAGUGGCUCAGUCCAACUAGUUUCAGCGUGACCAUUGAGGUUGAUUUCAAUGGUUACUAUUUUUGUAAAGUGCUCAAAGAGCUAGGAUAUGAAAAAGAAUUUAUCAAAAGGAGCAAGGAUGUGAAAGAAUUAAUGAAAUUGUUGAAUUGGUAUACUGAAGAUGUUACCAAAGCUAUGGAGAGAGAAAUUAUUGACAUUCAAGAUGACAUUCGAUCUCACAUUCCAGAAGCAACAUUUAUUGAGCUUGAACCAAGUUCGUCCAUGACUGGUUUUCGUAUUGUAGAAUAUUUACUGAGCGAUUCUCUAAAGUAA